AUGGAAAAGUUUAGACAAUUUGCAGAUGAAUCAACAGGUAUAAAUCCAUAUAUACCGGUUUGGGGUCAGACCAAGACAUCAUUAAUAAGAAAGAUACUUGGAAUACCGAUUUUUAUAGCAAGAACUGCCAUUUUGUCUAUUUGCUUAAUUAUGUUUGUUAUUUUUUCAAUGAUAAUUGAAUUGAUGUAUUUAGAUCAUCUCAAAAUAAUCUUUUAUUCAAUUUUCCUGAAUGGCCUUUCCAGAGUAAUACUUUUAUGUCUUGGAUGUAUUUGGAUAUCUGAGGAUCUGGAUAAGAAAGUAUCAUCAACAUCAACGACUGAAAAGAAAUCUAAGGUUACAAGAAAGGUAGUUUAUGUGAAUAGGCAAGGAUUUUGUGAUAUAUUUGUUUGUUCCUCAGUCUUAGGCGAUCCAGAAUAUCUAUUUAUGGAAGAUUCUGGGAUAUAUUUGGCAUCCAAUUCUUUGAGUGCUUUGCUCUUUUCUAUAGGAUUAAGAAAUAUGAAAGGAAUUACUUGUUUUUCUUCAGCAAGUAAAUUGAAAUCUCAAUAUAGUUUACGUCCUUUAGUUCUUUUUAUGGAAGAGGCAAACACUAAUGGUACAUGUAUUUUAGAAUGGUGUAAAACUGAGAGGAUUCCAGAUACAUCUGAGAUGAGGGAUUUGUUUGGAGAGAAUUCUGAAUCUAUGGUUAUUAAAUAUAAGACUAAAUCUUUAUAUGGCCCCCAAUUUACUACUGGAGACUCGAUUAGCCAUUUAAUUAACAUGCUCUCAAAGAUUACCUACUUUGAGAUUGAUCUUAAAAUAGUUUCUAGUGAAGUAAUGAGAAACAGAAUUACAAAAAAAACGGAUGGAUCUGGAGAUAAAGAUAAGAGUUACACAAACUUAAAAGAUUUACAGAGAAAAAGACGUAUUGAUGACUUACUUUAUAGUAUACAAAAUGUUCAGGGGAAAUCUUCUAAUCUUCCAAUAGUAACUAGUGGGGCAGAAGAAGCUCGAGGAUUUAUUGAUUACUGGGAAAAGACUAAUAAAGGUAAAUCUAUCUAA
Messenger RNA from Cryptosporidium ubiquitum, 1038 nucleotides. RefSeq lists its product as uncharacterized. NCBI's taxonomy places the organism in Eukaryota, Apicomplexa, Conoidasida, Eucoccidiorida, Cryptosporidiidae. The record is from RefSeq and is a predicted model, not a curated record. The transcript has a single exon. The coding region runs from base 1 to 1038 and encodes 345 amino acids.